This is a messenger RNA of Salarias fasciatus (jewelled blenny), 939 nucleotides long. RefSeq names its product olfactory receptor 52E4-like. Gene Ontology annotation, molecular function: G protein-coupled receptor activity; odorant binding; olfactory receptor activity. Bases 1 to 939 code for a protein of 312 amino acids. The transcript is spliced from 2 exons. Gene Ontology annotation, cellular component: membrane. NCBI's taxonomy places the organism in Eukaryota, Metazoa, Chordata, Actinopteri, Blenniiformes, Blenniidae. The record is from RefSeq and is a predicted model, not a curated record. Gene Ontology annotation, biological process: detection of chemical stimulus involved in sensory perception of smell; G protein-coupled receptor signaling pathway.
AUGGAAAAAAAUGGCACUCUUUCAGGUGACAUCCUGGAGAUCCAAGGUUUUGACAUCUCUCCAAAGUUUAUCUACCCUCUCUUUUUCUUGCUCCUGUUUGUGUACUUCUCCCUGCUCUUUUCCAACAUCGCGGUCCUGGUGCUCAUCAUCACUGAGAAGAGUUUGCACCAGCCGAUGUACAUCCUCUUCUGCAACUUGUCUGUCAACGAUCUGAUCGGAAACACGGUGCUGCUGCCUCAGCUGAUGGCUCACGUCCUCUCCACAGAGAGGUUCAUUACCUACAGCCAGUGUGUGGUCCAAGCCUUUUACAGCCACACCUUUGGCUCAGCGUCACACAUGAUUCUUGUCAUCAUGGCGUUUGACAGAUAUGUGGCGAUUUGUCACCCCUUGAGGUACAGCUCCAUCAUGACCUCCAGGACUGUGGUUGUGCUGUCGGUGAUUGCCUGGGGAGUGUCUUUGGUGCUCGUGUCAAUUCUGAUCGGUCUCACGGUGAGGUUGUCCCGCUGUCGGUCUUUUGUUCAAAACGCUUACUGUGACAAUGCAUCACUGUUCAAACUGUCCUGCGACGACGUGUCCAUCAACAACAUCUACGGUCUGUUUUUCACUGUACUGCUGUUCUCUUUCUCCAUUGGAGGCAUAGCAGUCACCUACUUCAGGAUCGCUGUCGUCUGUUGGAUCAAGAAGAACAAAGAGUUGAAUAACAAGGCGCUGCAAACCUGUGCGAGUCACCUUGUUCUUUAUCUCAUUAUGCUCUGGUCUGGGUUUCUAACAAUCAUACUGCACCGCUUCCCAAAAUAUCCAGACUUAAGGAAGAUUGCAUACAUUUUGUUCCACGUCGUUCCUGCUAAUUUAAAUCCAAUUAUUUAUGGGAUGCAGACUAAAUCAUUACGGGAUAAAAUCGACCAAAUACUGCAAAGAAAAUCCUUAAUUACAAUAUAG